AGCGAGGGGUUUGCUUUGCAGGCGCCGUGUGUGGAAGAUGCCCAGCCGCAAGUUCGCUGAUGGCGAGGUGGUGAUGGGCCGCUGGCCGGGCAGCGUCCUGUACUACGAGGUGCAGGUGACCAGCUACGAUGAUGUGGCUCAUCUCUACACUGUCAAGUACAAGGAUGGAACUGAGCUUGCACUCAAGGAAAGUGACAUAAGGUCGCAGUCAUCGUUCAAGCACAGGAAGAGCCAGUCCUCCUCGAGCUCUCCCUCCCGCAGGAGCAGCAGCCGCUCCCGAUCCCGCUCGCGCUCUCCCGGCCGGCCGGCCAAGGGCAGGCGUCGCUCUGCUUCCCAGAGCAGGGAGCACAAGGAGGACAAAAAGAAACCCAGCCAGGAGCCCAGCAUAGCUCUGCCGAAACCGAGUGAGAAUAACACCAAAAGGUACAAUGGUGAGCCUGAAAGUACAGAGAAAAAUGCCACAUCCUGCAUUGUCUUGGAGCAAAAGGUAAAACCAGACCUGGAAAUCAAGCGCGUGCUCGAUCAGUACAGCUUGCGUUCGAGGAAGGAUGACAAGAAAAAAGAAGAGAUCUAUUCAGAGAAAAAAACUUUUGUGGCUGUGAAACCAAUUGAGAAAGUAUCAACAAAAACAAAGGAGAUGGAGUUUGGGGGAAGGAUUGGGACCUUCAUGCUGAUGUUAGUCCUGCCUGCUACUGUAUUCUACCUGCUGUUGAUGUGCAAACAAGAUGAUCCAAGUCUUCUGAACCUCCCUCCUCUGCCAGCACUUGAGAGUCUUUGGGAUUGGAGGGUGUUUGGUGUCAUUCUCCUGUGGUUUUUCCUUCAAGCUGCAUUUUACUUGCUGCCGAUUGGAAAGGUUGUAGAAGGCCUGCCUCUUGCCAGUGGGAGGAGACUGCAGUACCGGAUAAAUGGGUUUUAUGCUUUUAUUUUGACUGCUGCAGCCAUUGGAGCUUUGUUGUACUUUGGAUUUGAGCUCCAUUAUUUGUACGAUGAGCUGGUGCAGUUUGCAGUGGCAGCCGCCGCCUUUGCUCUGGCGCUGAGCGUUUACCUGUACGUGCGGUCCCUGAGGGCGCCUGAGGAGGAGCUGGCACCAGGCGGAAAUUCUGGGUAUUUUAUUUAUGACUUUUUUACUGGACAUGAACUAAACCCUCGUAUUGGCAGCUUUGACCUCAAAUACUUCUGUGAGUUGCGUCCAGGAUUAAUUGGCUGGGUUGUUAUAAACUUGGCAAUGCUCUUGGCUGAGAUGAAGAUCCACAAUCUCAGUGUGCCAUCCCUGUCCAUGAUUCUCGUGAACAGCUUCCAGCUCCUCUAUGUGGUGGAUGCUCUUUGGAAUGAGGAAGCUGUUUUGACUACAAUGGACAUUACCCAUGAUGGAUUUGGAUUCAUGCUGGCCUUUGGAGAUCUGGUGUGGGUUCCAUUUGUCUACAGCCUGCAGGCCUUCUACUUAGUGGGUCACCCCACCACAAUUUCUUGGCCUGUUGCUGCUGCAAUUACUGUUCUGAACUGUAUUGGGUAUUACAUCUUCCGCAGCGCAAAUUCUCAGAAGAACAAUUUCCGACGGAAUCCAGCAGACCCCAAACUGGCCAAUCUGAAGUUUAUACCCACUGCAACUGGCAAAGGGCUCCUUGUCACGGGCUGGUGGGGUUUUGUUCGUCACCCCAACUACCUUGGUGACAUCAUCAUGGCUCUGGCGUGGUCCCUACCCUGUGGUUUCAAUCACAUCCUGCCCUAUUUCUACGUGAUCUAUUUCAUCUGCUUGCUGGUGCACCGGGAGGCGCGUGACGAGCACCACUGCAAGCAGAAGUACGGGCUGGCGUGGGAGCGCUACUGCCAGCGCGUGCCCUACCGCAUCUUCCCCUACAUCUACUAGAGCACUCCGGGCCUGCUGGGCACAGCCCUGCCACACCUGCAUCCCUUGCAGAGACAGAUACCUCCUCCCUUUGCACUUGGGCAGUUGGU
Zonotrichia albicollis (white-throated sparrow) is the source of this 1956-nucleotide messenger RNA. The record is from RefSeq and is a predicted model, not a curated record. Lineage: Eukaryota; Metazoa; Chordata; Aves; Passeriformes; Passerellidae.